GCUCAAUUUGCGCUAUCUGAUGUAAACACGUUCAAUAUAUUGUUUCGAGCGUAAAUCACCUGAUAAAUACAACACUGGCUUGGCAACGCCCGCAAAGAAUACGCCGGGUACGCUCCACACUUACCUCAUACGGCCGGUGCACGUCAAUCGGGCUCAGCUAAUUGGGGAAAAGAUCGCGUGUGAUUUUGGUUAAACAGAAAAUACAUCCUUACCUACCCGGCUUAUGUUAUCAAACUCGUUGAUUUGUAAAUUCGUAUUGGAGCGCAGUGCAGUGCCGUCAUCGGUCGAGUCACGGCAGGAUGUUGUCGUUGGAGCAAUUGUCACAAAUGGUAAAGGUACACCUCGGACUCUACAGCGACGCGGACGGAGUUCAGCACUUUAGUAAGUGGAUCAUCGGAGAAUCUUCACUCGGCGGUCGCGGAUUGUUUGCCACCCAAGAUAUUUCAUCGGGAGAAGUGCUGUUCGUGGAUCACCCGAUCAUACGAGGACCACGCUCCGGAACCACAGUGAGCAGAGGUUGUACUGUCUGCUGUAGUAUUGAAAGUGACACGUUUUUCAAAUGCUCUAAAUGUUCCCUGCUAUUAUGUUCAGAAGAGUGUCAAGAAACUACAACACACGACGAGGACUGUACGACUAUCUGUCGGUGGCAAAAUAAAAUUCCGAUUGAUGAAAUUGAUGAUGCCAUACUAUCAAGAGCUUUGGCGCCUAUAAGGGCAUUACGAUUGAGUGAGGACCAAAAAUUACUCAUGGCUGCACUUCAAGUACAUUCGCUUCCACGCCACGGAGCUGAAGUCAGAGAAUUGAAAGAGUGUUUCGACAUUCCAGAGGAUGACGAAGAUUUAAUGACCCUCGCGUGUUGUGCUCUAGAUACAAAUGCAUUUCAAAUCGCAACUCCGUAUGGCAAGAAGGAAAUGAGCUUGCGUGGACUGUAUCCAGUUUCUGGUCUGAUGAACCACAACUGUGUGCCGAAUACACGCCACAGCUAUAAUAAAGACUCGCAAAUGGCAGUGAAAGCAGUAAAGCCAAUACGCGCUGGGUGUGAAAUAUUUACAAGUUAUACGGGAACAUUGUGGGGAACGCCGGCUCGAAGAACCCAUCUGUACAAGACAAAACAUUUCUUUUGCGAAUGCGACCGCUGCGCCGACCCUACCGAGCGUGGCACUCUACUGGCAGCCUUGAAGUGCUUUUCCGCGGAGUGCCCCGGCUCUCUUCUUCCGAUCAACCCAUUAAACGCGUCAUCGCCUUGGCGGUGCAUUGAAUGUGAUUUACGUGUGCCGAUAAAAAACAUUUGUACUAUACAAAGUGCUCUAGGAAGUUUGAUGGGUUCACUAGACUUCGAAAAUGUGGAUCAGUUAGAGAACUUUCUUGUCAAUCGCGUAAAUAAAUACAUUCCUAAGACGAACCAAAUUGUUGUAGAUCUUCAGUGUCGUCUGAUUUGGGAGCUUGGGGAAGUCGACGGGCUUCGUUGGCAUGCGUGAACACGUAAACAUUCAACAGAGCGAAGUAAACCAACAUUAAUGGUUCCAGAUUAUAACUCAAGGCUCAACGGGC
Messenger RNA from Ostrinia furnacalis (Asian corn borer), 1551 nucleotides. RefSeq names its product SET domain-containing protein SmydA-8-like. Bases 300 to 1478 code for a protein of 392 amino acids. The record is from RefSeq and is a predicted model, not a curated record. The transcript is spliced from 2 exons. Lineage: Eukaryota; Metazoa; Arthropoda; Insecta; Lepidoptera; Crambidae. Gene Ontology annotation, molecular function: protein binding.